GUGUCCCCAGCGCCACCGCGAGCUUGUGGCGCGCUGGCGGCUGCGCACGGUGCGCGUGGGCGUGCCCGAGCGGAGCCACGCUGCCCGCCCCACCCCCUUGUGGCGGUUGCCCCCAGGCUGGACUCCGGCUCGCGCGGGGCGUGUGGCCGGGCCCGCGUGCCCUCGGCCGGCUACACCGCGCGCCGGCGGCUCGGGGCCGGGCAUGCUGGGAACUGCUCUGUGAACCGUCACCGCCGCCGCCGCCGCCGCCGCCGUCACCACCCGCGGGGCGAGUCUCUGAGGCGCGGAGAUGAAAUUCCCGGCCUCGGUGUUAGCGUCCCUGUUCCUGUUCGUGGCCGAGACGAUAGCGGCGCUCUACCUGAGCAGCACCUACCGCUCCGAUGGGGACCGCAUGUGGCAGGCGCUGACGCUGCUCUUCUCCUUGAUGCCCUGUGCUCUGGUGCAGUUCACGCUCCUCUUCGUCCACCGCGACCUCAGCCGCGAUCGGCCACUGGUGCUGCUCAUGCACCUGCUCCAGCUCGGGCCCCUGUUCAGGUGUUUUGAAGUCUUUUGCCUCUACUGUCAGUCCAGCCCGAAUGAAGAGCCUUAUGUGAGCAUCACUAAGAAACGACAGAUACCGAAAGAUGGCCUCUCAGAGGAGGUGGAGAAGGAGGUGGGCCAGGCAGAAGGCAAGAUGUUUACCCACCGUUCCGCCUUCAGUCGGGCAUCCGUGAUCCAGGCUUUCCUAGGCUCUGCCCCACAACUGACCCUACAGCUGUAUAUUACCGUCUUGCAGCAGAACAUCACUACUGGAAGAAGCAUCAUCAUGUCCUUGUCCCUGUUGUCCAUUGUAUAUGGAGCCUUGCGUUGCAACAUCUUAGCCAUCAAAAUCAAGUACGAUGAGUACGAGGUCAAAGUCAAACCCCUGGCCUAUGUCUGUAUCUUCCUUUGGAGAAGCUUUGAGAUUGCCACUCGGGUCAUUGUCCUGGUCCUCUUUACCUCUGUCCUGAAGAUCUGGGUGGUGCCCGUCAUACUUGUCAACUUCUUCAGUUUCUUCUUAUAUCCCUGGGUCCUCUUCUGGUGCAGUGGCUCCCCGUUCCCCGAGAACAUUGAGAAGGCCCUGAGUAGAGUGGGUACCACCAUUGUACUGUGUUUCCUCACUUUUCUCUACGCUGGUAUCAACAUGUUCUGCUGGUCAGCUGUACAGCUCAAGAUCGACAGUCCUGACCUCAUCAGCAAAUCCCAGAAUUGGUACCGACUGCUGAUUUACUACAUGAUGAGAUUCAUUGAGAAUUCUGUCCUCCUGCUCCUGUGGUAUUUUUUCAAAACUGACAUAUACAUGUAUGUUUGUGCGCCUCUGCUGAUUCUGCAGCUACUCAUUGCAUACUGCACAGGCAUUCUGUUCAUGCUUGUGUUCUAUCAGUUUUUUCACCCUUGCAAAAAGCUCUUCUCUUCCAGUGUUUCUGAAAGCUUUAGGUCAUGUCUCAGGUGUGUCUGCUGGUCCUGUGUGAGGAGAAAAUCCUCCGAACCAGUAGUAAGUGUAGACACGGACUUAAAGUCAUCCACAGAUCAAGGUCAAGAUGAAGGUCAAGAUGAAGAUCAAGGUCAAGAUGUAACACCUUCUACCAGUAGACUAAGUCCUGAGACCACUGAGAUGUGGAGUGCUGUUGAUCUGUACUCUGCUUAAUGGAACCUGAAGUGUCUUACAAGAAAGGGAGAUUGUGUUUUGGGUUAAUAACUAUUCUUCAUACAAGGAAUGAGCCCCACACAGGGGAUAAGGCAGGGAAUUAGCUGCCAAUUCCUUGUGAGCCUUUUAUAGAGCUCUUUGAUUCGAGGUAGCUAUGGAACGCACUGGGGAAGCCUACUUACCCCACAGUUUGUUUCACAGUUGACUCUGUUACAUUCUUGCAGGCCUUACUGGCCAUUUCAUUGACACAGUAUACCUGAAGUUUCAGUUGAGCUGGUCAUAUUCAUCGGAUAUAAUAAAGAGAAAGGCUCCUUUUCUACAAUGUUGUCUCAGUAGCCUGACCCUUUACUAAUACUGAAUAUAGCUUUAUACAAAAGUCACCGUGAUAGUCAUAAUAGGUUACUAGGGAUUUUCAACCUCAUUCCUGUCAUAACUUACAGGGAGAGCUGUUUUAGUUUGUUUUAUCAGUGUAUUCCAUUUUCACCUCAUUAAGACUUUUUGUACAUAACCAGCUGAAGCCACUCUGGCAUGCCUAGAUUUGGGGACUUUAUUCCCUAUGAUCCAUUGGUACAGUUAUUUAGGAAAGCUGAGUUUCAUUCCACAUGUUGAAGAAAUUAGGGAUCAGGAUGGACUGGGACAGUUAUUAGAACAUCAAAAAUGAUAGAAGUUUAUACAAAUAGAACUGUUAACUUCUCCAAAUGUCUGAAGAUAUUCAUUGGUUAGAAGGUAGGCUCAGUUCUCCUCAUAAGUCAGUCUUGUCUAUAAUUCUGGGAAAUUUCUAGUAGAAUUUGCUAAGAUUAAUAUUUUAAGAAAGAAUAAAAUAAUAGUUUUCAUUCCUAUUGCCCCUUUCCUCGUCUGCCAGGAAAUUUUUAACAAGACUUACCUCAGUUCACCUGUUGUUUCUAGAAAGCCCCAUAGAAGUCUCUUCCCCAGUUCUAGUAUAUAGGAUGUUUUAGUUUUCAUGAGUUGAAGAGAAAGGAAUGUUUUCCUCACUACCACCCGUAGUUAUAAGAAGGAGUGAGAUAAGCGGAAGACCUUCUUCAGGAAAUGCAUUUUGACUUGACAUCAUUAUCAGUUAAUUUUAAUAAGAUCUUCAUUUUCUCUUGUGUGUGAUUUCUCUUUAAUCUGCAGCUGUUUGUUUCUGUUUUAAGAGUUGGGUGAAUAUUGUCACUAAUAUUCUGACAAUGCCUAUAAGCAGUGCUGUUAUUUGUACCACUAAAAUUUACAGUGGAAUGUCUAGAAAGACAUGGUUAUAAAGUUUACACCAAUUUAAAAUGAGAGUUGUUGCAAAAUUUAAGAAUUUUUUAAAGAUAUCUUCAUUUAUGGAUUCUGUGAGACAGAGCAGACAUUUACUUUUCUGACCACAUUUAUCUGUCUAUCAUACUAGUAAUAAUUUGCUUUUCAACUCUUUAUCACAUUGAUGAAUAAUUUCAUAAACAUGAAAAUUAAUUUGGUAAAUAAAUUUUACUAUGCUAGAGGAUUCAUAAAACAGUAAAUAUUCUUUGGCAUGUCAUUCACACUGUAAUAUUUAUACCAUUUUAUAUGCAUAUAUAUCAUUAAGGUCCUACACUGUAAAACAUUCAUUUACUUUCAUGAAGUAUAUUUUCUCGUUUGUAAUUCUCAUGGUAUUUAUAGUUUAAGUCUAUGAGAAUCCACAGGCAGUACAUCCAUUUUGACUACUUUUAAGAUAUAAAAAGGAAACUUAAGAUUGUCUGUUCUCUGUUAACCCAUGUGCCACUUCUCCUGUCUUUAAUAGGACUAGAUAAAGUUAGCAUAUAUCAUCAAAAUGAUACUUUAUAGAACAGAUAUUUCUCUGUGCUUUGUACUUUUCAUAUUCAGAGGUACAAAACUGUAAUACAGGGGAAAUUGCCUUUGAAAAUAUAUAACAACUACAGGUAAACCAAAGCUAAGGUGGUAAAGCACACUUGUUUUGGUUAUUUCAUAAUUUAAGGUGUUGAAAAUGACAAGAGAGUAGAAGACUGCUCCUAAGCAUUUCCAAAUGCUUUUUGUCAAAUUGCUUCGUUAUGUUUCCCGAUGCCACAUGGCUUCCCUCUUGAAUGUGAAAGAGCACCUUCCUUGAAGAUCCACAGUGACGGGUGGGAGAGACGCUGCUACCCUUUCCCAAUUUUAGGUUAUGCCUUGUGACCAAGGCUCGAGUCGGCCACCAGCUUGUCACUUUCUAGGAGGUUCGGAGUUAGACAAGGGUGAGGACACUUGUGUUUUUCCAGCCUGGUUUGGAAACAUGACUUAAAAUAUUCUUAAUUUUAAAAUAUAUUAUAAGCCCCUUUACUUUAGACAGUUGGUAAGCAUCUUGAAUGACCUCAAACAAAACUAACAGUGAUAAACUGUCACUGAAGACCCAGCUCAAGCUUUAUAAAGAAUGAUUUUUCUUUUUUAGCAAAUUAGAUAUCAUUUCAGUCUCUUGGCAUAUAGGCCUUUUCCUACUACAGUCCCAAGUUUACUUAAUUACUCUAUGCCUCAGUUUCCUCCCUCACCAGAUUAAGAUGAUAUACUUGUCCAACUUACCUCACUAACCUGUUGGAAAGAUUUUAUUAAGCAAUAGAUACAAAAAUAUUUUUUAAAUAAUUUCAAAAUACCUUUAAAGAAUUAUUAUAUUCAAGUCAAUAAACAGAUUAUUGUUUGUGUUCUGUUUUCUUAUUUACUGUCUGAACUGAAGUAAGUAGUUUCAUCCACGUCAGUGUUUUGAGUGAACAUAUAGGUCAUUGUUCUUCUUUGUAACUGCCCUCUCUUACCAUCAGUUGAUUACAAAAUUUAGUGCUCAGAGUGUGUGAAAUGGCUCAGCAGGGAAAGGUACUUGCCACUAAACCCAACACCCUGAGUUCCAUCCUGGGGACCUACAUGGUGCAAGGAGAGAAACAAUUUUCACAGGUUGUCUGAUUUCCACAAGCACACCAUGGCAUUCACACACAGGUUCUCUGUCUCUCUCUCUCCCCCCACCCCUGCCUCUCUCUCACACACACAAUUAAUAUAUGCAAUGAGUAUUUUAAAAAUCGCCCAAAGUCCUUAGUACUUGGCCUUCAAAAGGGGUCAUGACCUACAGGCUGAGAAUCACUGUUCUACAGCAAAACUGAAAGAAUUUGUUCUUUAUUCAGUGUUACUGUUAGAGACUCUCCAGCCUAUAGGCAUGUGUCACUCACCCAAGUAUUCAGUUCCAUAGUAAGAAUACAUCAGGGAGAACGGCUUUCUCUCCUUCAGGGCGUACUGCUUCCCAGAGUCCAAAAUUGCCUGGCAUAUUGAUAUAAUUUGUGCUGGAGUCAAUACCUGGAUAAAGAAAAAUCAAAAAGUCAAAGUCAAAGCAGGACUUCUCUCUCUGGCCCCUCAAACAUUAAAUCAGAGGGCUUCAAAAGGUGAUCCUGUAUGUAAAAAUUUAGCCAAACUUCCUUCCUAUUUUGCAGCUUGUUCUCCUUCUUUUGAUUCAAGUUUAUCUACCCUCGUCAGAACAUUUAAAACAGACACUUUAGCCUUGAUCAGUUGUUAUAAAAUACAAAGACCACCAUAUACAUGUUCUAUCAUUAAUCCUUGUCAUGGGGACAAGAAUUUCCUCAGGAAAGAACAAACGCUGAUGCUAAUGGAUUGUGCGUCACAAAGCCACGACUCCUGCCACAACGUAAGCUACAUACAGGUCUGUUCCAGACAUCAGGCCUUUACUUGGUGGCAUUUAGGCUGUGCAUUUAAAGCCAUGUCUCUACAUCAAGCCACCGAGCAACAAAUUUAGAGCAUCCACUUGCGUUCCCAGAAUGAAAGCAACGUCCAGUUGUGCCAAGGCAAAAAUCACUUAAUCACUAAAAUGAUUCCGAACUGAGAAAGGCUGAAAUCCAAUGGAUCUGAGAAACUGCUUCUAGUGGCAAGUAAGUUUUUUGUCUUGAUAGUAUAUUUCAUAAAGAUUGUACAGUACAACUUAAAUGGCUUAUUGAAAUCAUUAAUUAAAUGUGAAGGUAAUCUGUUCAAUGUUGUAAAUGGGAAAAUAAGCAUUAGCAUCGAUUGUCUUGACAACACAGCAUUUCCUUGAGAUCAAUCUUACAACAUUAAUAUGGUCGUAUGUGCCAGUACAUCUCAGCCAAUAGAUUGUGGAUAUGAACUUUUGUGGAGUGCUUCUCUGAGUCACUGGCUCAAAUAUUGUUUAUGUUUCCUCAUAUAAUAAAUUAAUUUUUUAAAAAAGUUCUUGCAUUUUAUUUCUUGUAUAGUCCUCAAGUGACUUAAAAUUUAAGGCCCAUUUGAAAGACAAAUUUGAAAAUGGUUUGUUAUGAUUAUAUAUUUUAAUGUAAGAUGGAAAUUCCUGCCAUAGCAUGAGAAGUUUAAGAAUGCUAACAUUGAGCCUUACAAUAUAGCAGCUGUUCAUGAAAACACUGCUUUUUGUGUAUGAAUUUGAUCAAUUUUUUGAAGCCAUGAUGCUGGGUACUGCUACUAAGAUUCUGCUAAAUUGUCUGGAUUCUGGUGGUGACAUAAUUGUUCUUUCUGUUGUUGAUUGUGUUCGUACACUGGCAUUUAGACAUCUGGAUUUGGGAGGAUUAUAAGUUUAUUAUGUUUAUUCCUGUGUUUGUUUUUGUUGAAUGGGUAUUUUUUUCUCUUGGUUUCUGUUUUUUCUAUGGUUUUCUGGUCCAAGUGGCCAAGGUUUCUCAUGAGUGAUGAGUCUUCAGGUCCAGUAGGGUAUCUCUGGUGGGGUUUUGGGGGCCUUGGGUUCCUUGAUCUGGUCUGGCCUUCAGUAAAGCCAAAGUCUUCUUGGGUUUCUAGAUCUGGCCUGGCUUGAGUUUUCUUCUUGUUGUGAUCUAGCUGCCCUCUCUCCCCCUGAC
Alexandromys fortis (reed vole) is the source of this 6477-nucleotide messenger RNA. It is a transcript of the gene Xk, whose product is annotated as X-linked Kx blood group antigen, Kell and VPS13A binding protein. The record is from RefSeq and is a predicted model, not a curated record. Lineage: Eukaryota; Metazoa; Chordata; Mammalia; Rodentia; Cricetidae. Gene Ontology annotation, cellular component: membrane. The coding region runs from base 290 to 1666 and encodes 458 amino acids. The transcript has 3 exons.